Messenger RNA from Argiope bruennichi, 4578 nucleotides. RefSeq names its product protein PALS1-like. The record is from RefSeq and is a predicted model, not a curated record. Gene Ontology annotation, molecular function: protein binding. Bases 405 to 4253 code for a protein of 1282 amino acids. The transcript is spliced from 19 exons. Gene Ontology annotation, biological process: morphogenesis of an epithelial sheet; establishment or maintenance of polarity of embryonic epithelium; generation of neurons. Gene Ontology annotation, cellular component: plasma membrane; adherens junction. Lineage: Eukaryota; Metazoa; Arthropoda; Arachnida; Araneae; Araneidae.
UUCCCUAUCACCUGUCAGUCCGGACCCUCUCUUAUCGUCUGCGUGAGAAAAUUCGAACUUUCGAACGUGCAUUGUGUUCGAGUUUCCGGCACGGUCCAGCUCUCUUUUUUCCACUUCGUAUAAGGAUACAGUGUUGUGAUUUUCAUCUGUGAUUGUGCACACAAUGGGAAUAUAUGCAGAUAAACUGGAUUUUGUUAAUUGACCAUCGCGAUCUUUGUGUGAUAGAUGAAACGCAGAGGAUUCAGUUUCAAGUAGGUGACGCGAUCUGGAAAGUAUUGUUCGACAGUUCGAAAUUUUAUUUUGGAUUCGGUGGCGGCACCUUGUCAUGGAAUGUCCGAGUGCGUCUGAGGAUUAUUUCUUCUAAAAAUUAGAAUGCUGAACAUGUGUACGCAGGAAUAAUUGCCAUGCCGCACACAACUUCUAACGAAGUCGUUGCCCCAUCUCUAGGGGCACUAUCAACGGUUGAUGUAUGGGAAGAUCCCCGAAGUCUGACUACAUUCAGCACAUUCCAUCAUUUAAAUGGAAAGAAUAAUUCAACUUUCUCGGAAACAUCAUUUCAUUCAUCACCAAAAGAAAGUGUUUCCACUGACAACAGGCAAAAUAGAUUUGUCGAAGAACAAAAAACAAAUGGGAUUAAUCAUUUUAAUUGCAAAGCUGAAAAUGGCAACGGCUCUGUUAAUGGACAAUCAGAUUCUUUUUCCAAGAACAAUCUCGCAAUUCCUUUCAGCAAACAGAAAACGAGUCCGAAAUUCGGAAAAUCUGUGAAGCCCGUCACUCCUCCGCCAAUUCUUAAUCAAAAAUUAAGAAUUGAACGAUUGAAUGGAAAUUGUAGUUUUGACGACACUCAGAAGGAUCAAAAUAAUGUAACAACCUCUUGCAACAAUUCCAACAAUGGAGUUGAUAAAACUGGUGGAAGACAAUCAUCGCCUUUAGCAAAUUUUUUGCAAACAACACUCGAUGGAGCUAACGGAGAGGAAUUGAAUCAAACAAAGGAAAAUGGUGGGAGUGAACCGGAGAGAAACACCGAUGAGGUGACGAUUAAUUUGGGUGCAACAGAUAAAAGAUUCGGAUUUUCCGUCGUCGGUGGAUGUGAUGAAGGCUUCGUACCCAGAAUUGAAAACAUUACGCCAGGGUCCCCAGCCGACCGGGCGGAUCUGGAGGUGGGCGACGAAAUCCUGGAGGUAAAUGGACGCUCCCUCGACAACUGCACCCACACAGAAGUCAUCUCGCACAUCCACCAGUGUAUACGAUCCAGGACGAUAUGUCUGAGGGUGAAGCGCAAAAUGAGCCACAAACUGGCUUUGGAUUUAGGUCAAACUUCUAAUGUGCAAGAUGCCUUCGUCAUUGCCGUGGAACAGCAGGCCAGGGAACGUCUGGAAAAAUUGUCUGCUCUUAAAAAAAUCAAGCCAGUGGAUAUGACAAAGCUUUCCCAGGAACUGAAUGAAUGUACAAACAGCACUCGAGAGCUGAACGGUGUCAUCGAAAAUAAUCCUAUUUAUGUUACCACUGUGCCUGAAAUCCAUAAUGCGACUUUAGAACGUGUGAAAAAAGACCAUCUUGAUAACUAUGUUAACAGUACUUCCACACCACAUGGUGAUAAGAGCAUCCAUGAACAAACUAUGCAAGGACUGAAUGGUCACAGUCAAGUUGGAAUUGUUGACCAUGAUACCCAUGAUCAAGAAUUAGAACUUACCCAAGAAAUAAUAGAUAAAGAAAGCUACGAUGACGCCCUCUCACCAUCUUCACCUGAAACUCCACCUCGUGAAAGACUUCUUGUUGAAUCCCAAAACGGAGCAGAUUGUGUAACGAAUCGUUUUUCGGAAUUAUGUGUUUCGGUUGAAACUUUAUUGCCAAAUUUACCCGACAAACUCAAAUCUUCGCCAAAUGAUAUCCAUCAGCAAAGGCAACAGUUGCCAAGUAUUAAACAAUCUGUAGUUAGUGACCAAAAUUUAUCAAAAGUAAAUUGUUCGGUUUUAUCCAAAAGUCAUCCUUACAAACCAAAUACUGUAGAUUCUGAACUUAGAACUCAUCGGGAAAUGGCAGUAGAUGUGCCAGACUCUUUUGUUGGUGUCGCCAAAACAUCUCCUAGAUAUCCACCUCAAAAAGUCAACGAUAGAGGUAGUUUUAAGCGUGAAGGCCAUCCUGAAUUUUUUAUAAAUAGUUCUGGUGAUAGUUCUUCUAAUGAAAAUGAUCCAUCAUCUAAAAUGAAUUCUGUGACCCGUAAAAGUGUUUCUAGUUUCAAAAGCAACUUGGAUAAUAAUGCCAUUCCUAAAGUUACUGUUGAUUCCAGUGAUUAUGAUAAUAAAAACUUGGAAGAUGCUAGUGAGGAGCAGUUAGAAAGGAUACGUAAAUAUCAGGAGGAUAUACGCAGAAGGAAAAUAGCUGAAGAAAAGCAAGCUAAAGAAAAUGAAUUUCUUCGCAAUUCUCUACGAGGAUCUAAGAAAUUGCAAGCUCUUGAAGCUAAUCCUCCUCAGUCAGUAAAACGUGGUGUUGAGAAUACUGCAUUUGAGCUUGAAGAAGAAAGCAGUAGUCAGUUGGAAGGAACGAAGAAAACACCUGAACUUGCUAAAACAUUUGGUGCAUCAGAGCUGCUUCAGAGUUUAUACAGAUUAAGUUCAAGUUUGCAAGGCAAUGGUCAUAAGGAUUCAGAUUUAAUGUUAGUUGAAAGUCUGAUCCAGAAUGCUGACUUCCAAAAUAUUCUUGCUAUCCAUAACAAAGUUCAGGAAGUUUGUUGUUUCAAAUGCCCUCCUACUCCUGUUUCUACUGAAGCACAAGAUAUCACGCAAGAGGUUAUAAAUACACUUCAAGAAAGCUCAUCCCCAGAAGCAGCUGAACUAGUCGAUAUUUUGAGCAAAUUUGAAGUGGAAGGCUUAAUAUAUGCCCAUGACAAAGUAGCCGAAAGACAAGCAGUGCCAACUAUAACACCAGAUGAAGAGUUACUUGAUCGUGCAUCUCAGUACACAGAAGAAAGCGUAAAGAUUGUUAGGAUAGAUAAAACUAAUGAACCUUUGGGUGCAACUGUUAGAAAUGAAGGAGAAGCAGUAGUAAUUGGUAGAAUUGUUAAAGGUGGUGCUGCAGAAAAGAGUGGUCUUCUACAUGAGGGAGAUGAAAUUUUAGAAGUAAAUGGUGUAGAGAUGAGAGGGAAGUCUGUCAAUGAUGUUUGUGACAUUUUGGCUACUAUGAAUGGCACCUUAACAUUCCUUAUUAUUCCCACACAACAAGAAGCCAAGAAAAAUUCGCAAAUGGAAGCAGUGAUGCAUGUAAAAGCUCAUUUUGAUUAUGACCCAGAUGAUGAUUUAUAUAUCCCAUGCCGAGAGUUGGGAAUUUCAUUCCAAAAAGGCGACAUCUUACACGUUAUUAGUCAGGAUGAUCCUAACUGGUGGCAGGCAUAUCGGGAAGGUGAAGAAGAUCAGGCUCUAGCUGGUCUAGUGCCUAGCAAAAAUUUUCAGCAGCAGCGCGAAUCAAUGAAACAAACAAUCAUUGGUGAAGCAAGUAGUAAAGAAAAAACAAAAAAAGCUGGUAAAUUCCUUUGUGCUAAAAAGUAUCAUAAAAAGAAAAAGAAGAAGUUAUACAAUGCCAAUGAAGAUCUUGAAGGAGAUCAAAUUUUGACCUAUGAAGAAGUUGCUUUGUAUUAUCCUCGAGCUAAUCGUAAACGUCCAACUGUCCUCAUUGGCCCUCCAAAUAUUGGUCGUCAUGAGCUACGGCAGCGAUUGAUGGAAGACACAGAACGCUUUGCUGCUGCUGUACCACAUACUAGCAGAGCCAAAAGAGAUAGUGAAAGUGAUGGAGUAGAUUAUCAUUUCAUUUCUCGAUCACAAUUUGAAGCAGAUAUAACAGCUGGUAAAUUUGUUGAACAUGGGGAAUAUGAAAAGAACUACUAUGGUACAAGUCUUGAUGCCAUUCGAGCUGUAGUUAAUUCUGGAAAAAUAUGUGUUUUAAACCUUCAUCCACAGUCUUUGAAAAUCCUGAAAAAUUCUGAUCUUAAGCCAUAUGUAGUAUUUGUGGCUCCACCAUCACUUGAAAAACUAAGGCAAAAUCGUCUCAAAGCUGGAGACAAUCCAAAGGAUGAAGAGCUUAAAGAUAUUAUUGAGAAAGCAAGAGAAAUGGAGGAUAAUUAUGGUCAUUAUUUUGAUAUGGUGAUCAUCAACUCGGAUAUUGACAAAGCAUUUAAUGAACUUCUUAAAGAAAUAAAUACUUUAGAAAGAGAACCACAGUGGGUGCCUAAAAUAUGGCUCGGCAAUUAUACAAAUUAAGUAUAUAGCAAAGCUUGUGUAGAAGCCUAAUUCCAUAAUCUAGCUUAAUUUAAAAGCUAAAUUAUGUGUACAUUAAAAUGAGAGAAGUUUUAAAACAGUAUGAUGUACAUGUUGUAAAUUUAUUGUUGUGUUUCAAAUGAUUUUUUUUCUCAGUACUGCAUCUCUAAAUAUUAACGAUGACUGUAUAUGUGGAAAGGAGUGAAUUGUGCAUACGGAUUUUUCUAGUUGUGGCUGUUAUUUGUUUGAUAAGAAAGAAGCAUUUUUUUUUGUACAUAUAUGUAAAUUUUUAUGUAAAAAAAUAAUAAAUUUGGACUAAGCACAUGAA